This is a messenger RNA of Coffea eugenioides, 2130 nucleotides long. RefSeq names its product exocyst complex component EXO70B1. The record is from RefSeq and is a predicted model, not a curated record. Gene Ontology annotation, cellular component: exocyst. Lineage: Eukaryota; Viridiplantae; Streptophyta; Magnoliopsida; Gentianales; Rubiaceae. Gene Ontology annotation, molecular function: phosphatidylinositol-4,5-bisphosphate binding. Gene Ontology annotation, biological process: exocytosis.
AUGCAGCCAACAACAGAGGAGAAUAAUAGAAACCAACCUCCUCCUGAAAAAUUCAACAGCUCUGUCGAAACUGGUUCUACUUGUAGUAGUAUUACUGCUUCUUCUAGUCCUACACGUCCCCAGCAGUCUGCCUCACAGGGCGAUGUUUCGUGCCCCGAUCAGAAAUCAAGUUUUAGCCCGCAUUCCGGCGCUGCUUCUGGAGAAUGCACUUCUAGUAUUAUUAGUAACGGCCAGGAGGACGUUGAACAAGUCUCUGAGGAUAUCAAUAGGUACGCCGACUCUCUUGCCGAUGACGACAAGUCCAAUCCCCCGGAGGUUCCUCAUACGGUGGAGGCAUUCUCCAAGAUCAUAGAAUCAAGAAUUGACAACUACUACUCCCAUUCAGGCGAAACUGCUAGAAAGAGGGUCAAGAAAAUGACGGAGGAAGACGCCUUCUUCAUCGAAGCCGUGAUGCGCCUGUCCAAGCUAACCAACGCCUUCAGCGAGUUCCCACCCUCCGAAACAUUGAACAGAACCAGCUUCGUUUUGCAGAAGGCAAUGGCCUUCCUCGAGGAAGAAAUGCGUUUUUUGCUGGAAGAUUCUAAGCUUCCUCCUCCUCCCGAUUCCGUCAAUCCUAACACCCACCAUCACCACCAGCAGCGGAUCGCCAAAAACUCUUCUUUCAGUUCCAAGGACAAGGACUCAUCCGAUCAUCAUCGUCAGUCCUCCUCCAUGAACGGUGAUCAUAAUGAUGGGGAGGACGAUUUUCCAGGGUAUUCCCCGGACACCGUCACCAAAAUGAAUCGAAUUGCAUCGGCGAUGAUAUCAGCAGGAUACGAGAAGGAGUGCUGUCAGGUGUACUCCAUCUCCAGAAGGAGCAUUUUCAACCAGCAAUUGAAGAAGCUCGAAUACGACAAGUUGAACAUGGACGACGUGAGGAUGUCUUGGGAAUCUCUCGAAACAGAGAUCAAGAGGUGGCUAACCAUCGUCAAGCAUUGCUCCAAGUUACUCUUCCCCGCGGAAAAACAGCUGGGAGAGACCGUUUUCGCCCACCAUCCUUCCCUUUCCACCAGCAUCUUCAGCAAUUUGGCUCGGGCCGUGGUGAUUCAGUUUCUUGAUUUCGCCGGGGCGGUGUCACUCACCAAGCGCUCCGCAGAGAAGCUCUUCAAAUUCCUCGACAUGUACGAGACGCUUCUCGAUCUCAUACCCUCCAUAAUCACCGACGAUGAUUGCUGCGAGCACGAAUUGAGGUCAGAGGUCUCCGCCGCUGCUGGCCGCCUUGGCGAGGCAGCCAUCAACAUAUUUCUGGAUUUGGAGAAUUCCAUCAAGAACGACGUCGCCAAGACUGCGGUCCCAGGUGGGGCAGUGCACCCGCUUACUCGUUACGUGCUGAAUUAUCUCAAGUAUGCAUGCGAGUACAAAGGCACGCUGGAGAAAAUCUUUGAAAAGCAAGCAGGAUUGGAUCAAAAUCAUUCUUUAUGUGAUUCGCGUCCGGCUAAAUAUACAAAACAUGAAGAAAGAGAGGGGGAGAGCAGCCCGCACAAUUUGGAACACGAGGCGAGUACGACCCGGUUCUCGGUGCAGGUAGUGACAGUUAUGGAUCUUUUGGACGCGAAUCUGGAAGCCAAGUCGUUGCUGUACAAGGACCCUUCUUUGCGUUACAUAUUCUUGAUGAAUAAUGGGAGGUACAUACUGCAGAAGGCGAAGGGGUCCACUGAGAUUCACCAAGUGAUGGGCGACAAUUGGUGUAGGAGAAGAUCAACUGUCGUGCGGCAGUUUCACAAGAACUACCAAAGGGAAUCGUGGGUGAGAUUAUUGCACAGCUUGAGCCACGAGGGGUUGCUAGUUAACGGGAAAGUGAACAAGCCAACGUUGAAGGAGAGGUUCAAGAAUUUCAAUACAAUGUUGGAGGAGAUACACAAGUUACAGAGUACGUGGGUGGUUAGCGACGACCAGCUUCGUACGGAGCUAAGACUCUCCGUGGCCGCGGUGGUUAUACCCGCUUACCGCUCUUUCUUAGGCAAGUUUAGACAGUAUUUAGAUAGUUCCAAGCAAGUUGAGAAGUACAUUAAGUAUCAGCCCGAAGACAUUGAGGCCUUAAUUGAAGAACUUUUUGAUGGCAAUCCUACCUCCAUGGGCAGGAGGAGAUAG